Molecule: messenger RNA, 2046 nt
Organism: Seminavis robusta
Lineage: Eukaryota; Bacillariophyta; Bacillariophyceae; Naviculales; Naviculaceae
Source: the annotation of a GenBank genome assembly
UCUCACCCUCCUGCUCAAUCCUCAAUCUUCGAGGCAAGUCCAUCAACCAUCAAGAGAAAAUUAAAAGAAGAAGACCAUGAUGAUGAACGACACGUCCGUCUCUGCCAAUACCGCUAGUAGUAGUAGCAUCAUCAUUCCCCCUACAGAUGAUGAUUGUCGAACGACAGUGUUUCUGAUUGUGUUGAUCCAUGUGUUGUUUCUGCAUCAAUGGAACAGUCGUCAACGACGCAAGGAUCUGCUUGUUUCCUAUCAUGUGAUUGUGCAAAAGCGGCAAUUUCACAAACUCUGGAUGGCCUUGUUGUCGCAUCCACCUGCCGCUGGUAAUCAUACGUCCGUCUUUCGACAACAGCAACAGUCCGAUGAGCCAUUGAAUCCUACAGCAGUGCCACUGGGAAACAACAAUACUACUACUACUGCGAAUACUGCCGCUCUGCUCAUGCCCCACCAAGAAUUACGAGCCUGGUUGACAUCACUGAUACGACAAGUGGCAUCGUGGUCGUAUCAAUCGGGAUUUGCCCUGCUGCUGUACAAUUCACACAUUCUCUGGUCUUGUCGAGCUUUGGAAGGCUUUUACAAUUGGGGACAGUUCUUGCCAUCCUCAGCAUCCGAUGCUACUACUAUUACGACAAUUCCACUACAGUCACCAGAAACUACCAUACCGGUAGUACCACUGGAAGAAAAACCACAACCACUGCAAUACGCCCGUGUCCUCUUGACGUUGGCUGCCAUUUCCGUAUUGGUCGAAUUACGAAUCUGCCACACACUGCUCAAAAUUUCCAAACGAUUGGCAGGACAAGAUGUCUUUCAACAACACUUGCAGCCAAGCAUGCACGACAAUAAUCGCAUGCAACAAAAAAUUCUACGACGGCCCAUUGGCACCUUGACGGCACUCUCUUGUGCGCUCAUUACACUCUUUCAACAUCAUUUUCCGUAUGUACCACUCCAAGUACUCCCGUUUGUGGACAAUCGCGUCUGGUUGCUCGGAUUCAAUCUACUGUCAUCGUCCACAUUGUCGUCACUGGCGUGUUGGGCCAUUCUCGGGUACCUUAGUUAUCCCAGUCAUCCCAUUACACCCGUCAUGUGUGGAUUACUCUCGGGAAUACUAUGGGCCUUUGGAAUUACCUCCUUUUUACAAGAUGCCUACUGGGCCGGAUCCAUGGUGCUGCUGCUCCUCGUGCUCUGCUGUCUCUCGUUACGAGCGAGUGACAACCAUACUUCUUCUUCUCAUCAUCAUGAAACUACUACUGUAAUGACCAUGGACACGUGGAUUCCCUGUGUCGAUUACGUGUCGUGGAAUCAUCGAGGACAGAGUCUCGUACGACCAAUACUACAGCUCACCUCCUCCAACAACAACUCCAACAACAACAAUACUAACAAUAACAAUCAUACGAGCAUUAUCAUCAACUCGUCCGAUGAUGAGGACGAUGACGAUGACUCGAGCACCGGGACAUCUUCCGGUACUUCCUCCAUCUACUCAUCAUCACCACGCCCCGAACAACAUCCACCACCACCACAAUCGAGAUUGAGAGACCCAAACGUCAAUGAUGAUGAUGAUGAUAGUGACAGUAUGGAAGCCAUUCCUCUCUUGAUGGAUCCAACACAAAGUCAACAACAGCAGACCAUGAGAUCGAGGAGAGGGAUUAGUAGUUAGUUAGCUACAUACGGUAGUUAGCAGAGCAGCAGCAAAGCUAGAAAAUGGAAAUUGGAUUCGAUAUCAUUCGUUCCUUUCCACACGACGAGGCAACCAAACAACAGCAAUGUGGUACCGUAUGGUACGACAUGUACUGUGCAGAGAAACUAAGAGUCCCUCCUCACUCAACACGGCUGAGUUCUUUGAUAUGUCACAAUACAAAUGGUGGUACAGCUAUACGCUGGGGUAUGGGUGAGUAGUAGACGUGCUGGGUUGGGUGCCAACGUUUCCUCUCUUUUGGUGGCUGCUGCGAGAUAUGUCGGGUCAUGAUCCACAAAUAAAUGUAGUGCUACAGUUUGCUUCUCUAGCUAGCUAGCUAGCUAGUUAAAAUUUAUAAAUCAGUUAGUUGUACUCGU